Messenger RNA from Labrus bergylta (ballan wrasse), 9897 nucleotides. It is a transcript of the gene ranbp2, whose product is annotated as RAN binding protein 2. Gene Ontology annotation, biological process: NLS-bearing protein import into nucleus; protein peptidyl-prolyl isomerization. Gene Ontology annotation, molecular function: protein binding; peptidyl-prolyl cis-trans isomerase activity; GTPase activator activity. The record is from RefSeq and is a predicted model, not a curated record. Gene Ontology annotation, cellular component: nuclear pore; cytoplasm. NCBI's taxonomy places the organism in Eukaryota, Metazoa, Chordata, Actinopteri, Labriformes, Labridae.
GUGACAGUCGAACCGAUAUCAAUGCCAGUUUCUAUAAUUUGUGCGUUCAUGGUAUUGCGUUCAUUAUCAGACAUUUUUAGUGGUGUUCAUUUGUUGUAAGUCAUGCGGCGGAGUAAGGUUGAAGUGGACCGCUACGUGUCCACAGUACUGAGUUCGUCUCCUUCACUCAAAGAGAAGCCAGUCAAAGGAUUUUUAUUUGCUAAAUUGUACUUUGAGGCAAAGGAAUAUGAAACUGCUAAAAGACAUGUGUCAGAUUAUCUCAAAGUCCAGGAGAGGGAUCCAAAAGCACACAAAUUCCUUGGACAACUGUUUGAGAGAGAGGGAGACAUCAACAAGGCAGUAGGAUGUUACAAGCGGUCAGUAGAUUUAAACCCAGCUCAGAGGGACCUGGUGCUGAAGGUGGCUGAGUUGCUUGUGAGUAAAGCAGAAUGUGAUAGCAGAGCAGAGUUUUGGGUGGAGAAAGCUGCCAAGCUGUUGCCAGGAAACCCUGCAGUCUUCAACCUAAAGGAGCGUUUGUUGAGUCGUCAGGGUCAACCGGGUUGGAACCGAUUGUUUGACCUCCUCCAGACAGAGCUGGCAGCAAGGCCGGCGGAUCCUCAUGUAAACGUGAAGUUGGUUCAGCUGUUCUGUCAGGAUGGACGGUUGGAUGAAGCCGUUAAGCAUUGCCUGUCUGCUGAGAAAAAGGGCAUACUGAGCAACAGUCUGGACUGGCACAAUGUGGUGUUGCACACACUGCAGGAGUAUCUAGCUCAGCCCAGUGUCACCAGUAAUGAGAAAAUGUGUCGACAUCUCCAGAGAGAACUGCUGCUGGCCCACUGCAGCAUGCUGAGAAUCACACUGUCUGAGAGCAGUGUGCAGCCCAGCCUUGAUGCCCUCAGGAGUUUUGACCAAGCUAUGCAGAUGCUGAGCAGCACUGCUUACUGCCACACGGACGACCUUUGUGAAGUGUUUGUAGAGAUGAGGGGUCACCUCUACCUGCAUGCUGCCACACUGCUGCUGAAGCUGGCUCAAGAUCGCCAACACACAUGGAGGGCUGUCGUUGACUUGGCUGGACUAUGCUACCUGUUGGCAUACCAGGUUCCCAGACCAAAAGCUAAAGUGACCAAAAGAGACCAGUCAGCGCCACAGCUUCUGGAGCUCCUUGCCAACGAUCGUCAGAGUCAGGCGGGCCACAUGUUGUUAAAUCUGAGCACUGAUCCAACCACCUUGAUUAGAGAGGUGGUGGAGGCAUUUGGGAACCGGAGUGGUCAGGACUCGCUCUUUGAACACCUGUUUGGACCACAGGCAUUCCCCGGCUCGUCCUUUAUUGCCAACGAUGACAUUCAUUCCAUUAACACUAUGGCUCCAGAGCUCCCUCAACUGGCCAAAUGGGAUGCUGGCUCCAUCCUGCUGCAUGGUGGUGACUUGCAGCAUCUCUGCUGGUUGGGACUACAGUGGACCCUCCUGGCCCAAAGACUUGCCCUACGGGACUGGCUACAGCAGCUCUUUCCAAGGCUUACUCUGGAAACUUCUAAACUGGACACCAACGCACCAGAAUCCAUCUGCCUGCUGGACUUAGAGGUGUUUUUAUAUGGUGUCGUGUUCUGUAGCCACUGUCAACUUCAGGAGACGGCAAAGAUCAGCAGUUCAGUGAACCAGCAGCAACAGCAGCAGCUCUUUGAGCCUCGCUGCCUUCCCCUUCCCCUUCUUCGCCUCUUGACCACUGACAGACAGAGGGAGUGGUGGGACGCCGUAUACAGCCUCAUUCACAAACGAGCAGCUCCUGGUAUGUCAGCUAAACUGAGGAUGAUUGUGCAACACGGACUAAGCUCUCUAAGGGCCGGAGAAAAACAUGGCCUCCAACCAGCACUGGCCAUCCACUGGGCUCAGUGUCUAAGCCAAACGGGUGAUGGAAUCAACUCGUACUACGACCAGAAGGAAUACAUUGGCCGCAGUGUCCACUACUGGAAAGCUGUACUUCCACUGCUGGAAAAGAUCAAAAACAGACGGAGUAUACCAGAACCACUUGAGCCCCUCUUCAUACACUUCCCCUCUAAAGAUACCCAGAUUUCUUCUGUGAAGGGUUAUGAAGAGGAGGCCACGGUAGCAUAUGCAGCUCUUCUUGACAUUGAAGGCAAGACAGAGGAGGCCAUUGCUACCUUGGAAACCAUCAGUAACAUGUCAUCCAUCUGGCAUUUGGCACAGAUUUACCAGCGACUAUCAGAGGAGGCCAGCAAUGGUGUUGAGGAGACACAAGAUAGGUGUGUCACUUUUCUGAAAAAGUUCAGGACCUACCUGUCCAAGAUCUACAAUGGUAAUGCAGAGGAUAUUGAGAAGCUGCCUGUUUCCAUGGAGGAAAUUGUGGACCUCCUCAAUGAUGUGAACCAGCAGCUCGGGGAGAGUGGUGAGGCCAUGGAUGAAGAGGAGGAGAAAGAGGGGGCGGUUCAAAGAGGACCAGCACACUCCAGCCCCGCUACAGAAACCUCUGCCAGCAUAUCCCAUAUAAAGUUUUCCACUCCAUCUCCUAACAAAAGCAUCUCUCCUUCCAAAAGACACCUGAUUUCUCCCAAGAUACAACCGCAUUGGGUGGAGGACCAGAAAAGUCUCCUCCAAAUGCUUUGUCAGCAAGUUGAAGCCCUCAAGAAUGAGGUUCACGAUCUGAGACACAACUCUUCAGGAAACGUAGACUCCCCACAUCACAAGCUGUAUGGGGAGAGCUACGGGGCUGAGGGCCUUCAAGAGCCAUUUACGCCAGUCCAGUCCUACCAUGGGGCCCCUCUAACAGUUGCCACCACAGGCCCCUCUGGUUUCUACAACCAGUCUCCAGCUUACAACUCCCAGUACCUCCUACGCACAGCAGCAAAUGUAACCCCCACCAAGGCUCCAAUGUACAGUAUGAACCGUAUGCCACCACAGCAGCAUAUGUAUGCCUACCAGCAGCCCACUCAAACGCCUCCAUUGCAAACAGCCCCAGCCUGCAUUUACCCUCCUCAGGAACAGGUCUUUGGUGCCUCUCUUCGAUUUGAAUCUCCAGCCACAAGCCUUCUUUCCCCAUAUAGUGAAGAGUACUAUGGCCAGAGUGUAACCCAACAAACCACUAACCCUCCGCUUCCAGAACCUGGCUACUUUACCAAGCCAUCAGUAGUCCCAGUUCAGCCACCAAAGAGCAUUGAAGGAAAGCCUAUGGACUUUGGUAAGCUCCCCUUUGGCCAACAGGCACCGGCUGAAGUCCCAAAAGUGCCUUGUUUUGGAGGAGUGCCAGUUUCUCAGUCAACACCUUCCACUGCUUUUAAAUUCAACUCAAACUUUAAAUCAAACGAUGGAGAUUUCAGUUUCUCAGCUUCCCAGGCCAAGCAUAGUGAAAGUCUGCUUGGUCUUCUUACAUCAGACAUUCUCCCUAAAACUGAUACUGCUACUGAGAAGCCUCAAGUCGGAGAGCAGCCCCCCAACCAAACAGGCAUCUUCACAUUUGGAAAUAAAAACAUCGGUGGCUUCUCCAGUGUAGACUCUGCUCAGAGCGCAGGCACUGGAAGUCUGUUUGGAAACAUGGAGCAGCCAUUUACAUUUGGCGAUGUUAACAAGCCAUUGUUUGGGGUUGCCCAGUCUACAGCAGAGGAGGAGAGAGCAGCAGAGAGUGAUAAUGACAGUACGCAUGUGGAGGAGGAUGAAGAUGGUCCUCACUUUGAACCCAUUGUACCUCUUCCUGAUAAAGUAGAUGUCAAAACGGGUGAGGAGGAGGAGGAGGAAAUGUUUUGCAACAGGGCAAAGCUGUUUCGUUUUGACACAGAGACAAAAGAGUGGAAGGAGCGGGGCAUUGGCAAUGUUAAAAUCCUGAAACACAGCAUUAAAGGGAAGGUCCGUCUCUUAAUGAGAAGGGAGCAGGUCCUUAAGAUCUGUGCAAACCACUACAUUACUUCUGAUAUGUUACUAAAACCGAAUGCCGGCUCUGACAAAUCCUGGGUCUGGAAUGCCAUUGAUUAUGCAGAUGAAGAGCCUAAGCCUGAACAGCUGGCGAUACGCUUCAAAACAGUAGACGAGGCAUCACUUUUCAAAGCCAAGUUUGAGGAAGCCCAGACAAUUUCGCUUGAAUUGCCUGUAAAGCAACAUCAACAAGAUGAGAAAGAGGAAACACUUAAAAAUCCAGUUUCUUUGGCUGCCCAGUUUGCUCUUAAAGAAGGGGAAUGGGAAUGCGAUGUGUGCUGUGUAAGAAAUAGUCCAACAGAUAUGCAGUGUGCUGCUUGUCAAAGUGCAAAUCCCAACUCUUCAUCAAAGCCAGGCAUUCAGGCUGCUGGUGAAUCCAAAACCAGUCCUUUUACUUUCAAAUUUGGGACUGAUGCAUCCAAACCAAAUAGUUCUAGUUCUACAUUUACAGGAUUCGGUGGGUUUGGAGCUUCUGUACCCUCCUCAUUUACAUUUGGCACCACCACCUCAAAACCCACUGACACAGUAAGCAAUGCAUUUGGCUCUGCCUUUGUGGCUCAGUUUGGCAAGAAACCAGAGCAGUGGCACUGUGACUCAUGCUCUACAAGAAACGAUGCAUCUGCAGAUAGUUGUGUGUCUUGUAAAGUUGCUAAAGUUUCACCUAAAACAACUACCGCAACACAAAUGGCACCAGCUGCAGUACAGUCCUCUUUAUCCACUGCAGUGUCUGGGUUUGGUUCCCAGUUUAGCAAGAAGCUUGGACAAUGGGACUGUGAUGUAUGCGUAGUAAGAAAUGAGGCCUCUGCUGACAAAUGUGUUGCCUGUCAAAGCCCCAACCCUGCAACUAAAUCAAUAGAAGGGGCUUCAGUUACAUUUAAUCCACCAACAAUUUCAGGAUUCGGAGCUGAUUUUGCAAAAAAUGAUGGCCAAUGGGACUGCAACAGCUGUCUGGUCAGAAAUGAUGCAUCAGCUACUGAGUGCAUUGCCUGCCAUGCUCGUCAUGAAGCUCCCUCUUUAGGAGCAAUGUUUGGUAAGAAGGAUGGAGAAUGGGAUUGUGACACUUGUUUGGUGAGAAACAAAACCUCUGCCAGUAACUGUGUGUCCUGUCAGACACCAAAUCCUAAUGCUAAAAGCACAACCAGCAUUGCUCCCUCAGCCUCCACUUUCAGCUUUAGCUUUGGAACAAAAAGCUCAUCAAACCAGCCUGCUGGAACUGGGUUUACUGUGCCUUUUGAGACUGGCAACACGUUUCAGUUUGGUCAAAAUAAAGAUAAUGGUUCAGCUGCUUCUUUUAAGUUUGAAGCGCCUCAGGCAGGAUCUAGUGCUAAAAGUCCAUCAGGCUUUUCGUUCUCAAUGCCUACUCUAGCUGGUGGCUUUAAGUUCGGUAUUCAGGAACCUGAAAAAGAAAUUGCCUACACCGAUAAUCAAAUACCUCCAUCAGGAUCAGCCUCCAAUUUUCUAAAAAGCAUAGCUGAUGAACACAAGGCGAAAGAAAAUUUGUCUUUGAUCUCAGUGGGCCAAACAGAGCAAGAGCAAAAUCCAUUAGUUGCAGGAGGGGCGUUCUCGUCAUUAAAACCAAUCCCCGCAAAGACUGAUGCCACAAAUGAACUGGAGGAUGAUGACAUGUAUAAAACAGAAGAAAAUGACGAUAUACAGUUUGAACCAGUGGUCCAGAUGCCUGAUAAAGUUGACCUGGUGACUGGUGAGGAAGAUGAACAGGUUCUUUACUCCCAGCGUGUCAAACUGUUCAGAUUUGAUGUAGACACCAGUCAGUGGAAAGAGCGUGGUGUAGGAGUCCUUAAAUUCCUGAAGAACAGCAGUAAUGGCAGGCUAAGAGUGCUAAUGAGAAGAGAGCAAGUUCUCAAGGUUUGUGCCAACCACUGGAUCACCACCACCAUGAAUCUUAAGCCCUUAGCAGGCUCGGACAAAGCAUGGAUGUGGAUGGCCAACGACUUCUCUGAUGGAGAUGCUAAACUUGAACAAUUGGCUGCUAAGUUCAAAAGCCCUGAGCUUGCUGAGGAGUUUAAGGAAAAAUUUGAAGAAUGUCAGAGACUGCUCUUGGACAUCCCCUUGCAAACCCCCCAUAAGCUCAUUGACACAGGCAGAACAGCACAUCUCAUUCAGAAAGCAGAGGAAAUGAAGUCAGGAUUGAAAGACCUGAAAUUCUUUUUGACAGAGGAGAAAACAAAGAUCAAAGAUGACGACAACCAGGAUGAUAUUACUACAUCCAGCAAUGUUUCAAGCCUUGUGAUAAAGCCUCACGGUGAAACCACCGGCCCCACCUUGGAAUGGGAUAACUAUGACCUUAGAGAAGAGGCUUUGGAUGAUACUGCUGACUCAUCAGUCUAUGCCUCUCCCCUCGCCAGCAGCCCCCUGAGAAAGAACCUUUUCCGCUUUGGUGAGUCCACUAGUGGGUUCAACUUCAGCUUCCAACCUGGCAUUAGCCCCUCCAAGUCUCCUGCUAAGCUUAACCAGAGCAGAAACUCAGUGGGCACUGAUGACGAGCAGGAUUCAAUCCAGGAUGAGGAAAAGGAUGGCCAAUACUUUGAACCUGUGGUGCCAUUGCCUGAUCUGGUGGAUAUUUCUACAGGAGAAGAAAAUGAACAGGUGGUCUUCAGUCACAGGGCCAAACUGUAUCGCUAUGAUAGGACAUUGGCUCAAUGGAAGGAGAGGGGUAUUGGAGACCUCAAGAUCUUGCAGAACUAUGAUACCAAGGGAGUGAGGUUAAUAAUGAGGAGGGACCAGGUACUUAAGAUCUGUGCCAAUCACUGGAUCACUGCAGCCAUGAAACUAGAACCUAUGAAAGGUGCAGAGAAGGCCUGGGUCUGGAGUGCGCGGGACUAUGCUGAAUCAGGAGAUGGCAACAUUGAGCAGUUGGCUGUGAGAUUCAAGCUCCAAGAAACAGCAAACACAUUCAAGCAAGUUUUUGACGAGACUAAGGUAGCACAAGAAAAAGGGGAACUAAUGACUCCUGUGACAUCCAGUGUUGCCUCUCCUCGAGACUGUGGAUCCAUAGAACCAGCAAAGCCUGCUUCAGCUAUUUGUGGGAAAGCAGCUAUUGCUGUUCUGGAAGAGACCACCAAGGAACGUACUGAGCUUUCUCCUGAAUCUGAGCUGUGUGCAGCUGGGUCGCCAAGUCAAGUAAACCCCUCAAAGACAACAGUGGUAUCCCCUCCUAAGUUUGUCUUUGGCAAUGAUAACCUUCAGAAGAUAUUUGGAUCUCCUAGAUUUUGCUCUGAGACUGAGGAAUCUACAUCCUGUGUAAAGGCAAAAGAGUCUGAACCGUCUGCCAAGGCUAUAGCACCUGCAUUCAAAAUCCCAGAAAAAGGAGCACCUCGGGCAGAAGGAGGCAGUGCAGGGUCAGAUGAGGACUCAGAGGUGGAGGUUGUGUUUGUCAGGGAACCUACAGCUGAACAGGCUGCUUUAGCAAGAAAGCUCUUGCUGCCUCUUACCUUCUUCUGCUACCAGAAUGAACCGGGCUACAUAAGUGACGAUCAAAGUGAUGAUGAGGACUAUGAGUCAGCUGUAAAAGCCUUAAAUGGAAAGCUGUACCCUGACCCUCCUGAGAAAAAGGCUGCAGCAUGUGGUGACGAGCAAGACUGCCAGGUGGUGUGGGAGAAGAAGCCGACGCCAGAAGAGGAGGAGAAGGCGAAAAGCCUCCAGCUGCCACCCACCUUCUUCUGCGGCCUGAGCACCACUGACAGUGACCCGGACCCCGACAAACCUGAAGACUUUGAGACAGAGGUCCGCAAGGCACAGCAAGACUUGGACGCUCAGUUAAACCAAACUGAAAAGACCCCGAUCAGCGCUUCAGUUGCCCAAGAAGAGCCAAGUGCAGGUCCUUCUUCCAGCAGCACAGAAGCUGAAGGCACCACGUCUAGACCAAAAGAACAGACGUCAGACCAGCCAACAGAGACUCAGAAUGAUGCUCCCAGCAGCAGCUCUCCCAUUGACCUGUCGACUAAAAAGAGCCCAGAGCCGGACUCCAACAGUGAGACCGCAGCUGUAGCUUUGACCGCUCCAACAGCUAGUCAAGAUUCCUCAAACUUUGGCUUUAACUCUCUUGGAGGCUUCUCGUUUGCUGAAUUGGCUCAAAACACAGAUGGAUUUGCAUUUGGAACAAAAGGAGACACUGACUUCUCAUGGGAAAACGCUGGGGCUACAGUAUUCCGUUCUGCGGUGCCAAAAGCCCCAAAAAACAAUGGAGAUGAGGAUGGAAGUGAUGAGGAGGAGGCUCCAAAUGAAGUGGACAUUCACUUUGAGCCAAUAGUAUCACUACCAGAGGUGGAGACAAAGUCUGGAGAGGAGGACGAGGAAAUCCUGUUUAAGGAGCGCACCAAGCUGUACCGGUGGGACCGAGACCUAGGUCAGUGGAAGGAGCGAGGGGUCGGUGACAUCAAGAUUCUCUUCCAUCCUGAUAAACGUUUCUACCGUAUCCUGAUGAGAAGAGAGCAGGUGUUCAGAGUUUGUGCCAACCACACUAUUACACAGGUGAUGGAACUUAAACCCAUGAACGCCUCAGCCAACGCACUGAUCUGGAUUGCCACCGACUACUCAGAUGGCGAUGGAGUUGUGGAGCAGUUGGCAGCCAAGUUCAAAACCCCUGAGAUAACCCAAUCCUUCAAGAAGACCUUCUGCGAGUGUCAGAGUCGCAUAGGCAGUGCUGAUGGUGAUGCUCAUGUAUCCUCACCUCAGAUGUCCAGAAUUCAAGAGCACUCCAGAGACACUAACCCACAGGUUUUCCUCAAAGUGGAAGCUGAUGGCCAACCACUUGGCACAAUCAACAUAGAGCUCUUUUCCCAUAUUGUCCCCAAGACGGCUGAAAACUUCAGGGCUCUCUGCACUGGCGAGAAAGGGUUUGGCCUUCGGGCUUCCAUCUUCCAUAGAGUCAUACCAGACUUCAUGUGUCAGGGCGGUGACAUCACAAACAGUGAUGGCACAGGAGGCAAGUCCAUCUACGGCAGCAAGUUUGAAGAUGAAAACUUUGAUGUCCGGCACACAGGCCCAGGCGUUCUGUCAAUGGCUAAUCGUGGACGCGACACCAACAACUCCCAGUUCUUCAUCACACUGAAGAAAGCCGAACACCUGGACUUCAAACAUGUGGCUUUCGGUUGGGUUUGUGAAGGAAUGGAUGUGUUGCAACGGAUGGGAGAGCUGGGCACAAAAGGAGGCCCCCCCUCAAAGAAGCUUGUCAUCACAGACUGUGGACAGCUGUAGCCUGUCACAUGUUUAGCUCAAGAUUUACAGUUUUGUUUAGGUGAUAAAAUUAUGUAAUGAUGUGACUCCUGUGCAGUACUUAACCACCUGCUGCAACUAAACAACUAGUGAAUAGACAAUUGAGAAUAAAACCCAGGACACGGGUCUAGUGAUCAAAAUGAUACAUCAUAAAAGUGUCGUUCCAUUAGCAUGGAGUAAGAAACUAUUUUUGCUAUCCCAUAACCUAGUCAUAAAAGAGAAACAUGGCACAGUAUGUGUGAGGAGGUCAAUGUACUUUUGCUGUGUUGCACUUGCAUCUUUAUCAUCUGUCAAUAAAUUGUCAUGAUAUGUUUAUUUUGUGUAUAGAUGUACAUUGACUUUUUAAAAUGUUGUUCUUUUGUCUUACAUGUGUUCAAUUUAAAUGUGCCGGUUCUCUUUUGUUUUUUUUUCCUAAAAAGUCUUGUCUAUAAUUUCAAGGUGACACUGUUAUUUGAAUGCACCUAGAUUUGUACCCAUGGCCUUGCCUUCUCCCCGAGUACUGCUUCAGUCCUUUUUAUUGUUCCCUUGUGAUUUUCCUUUGUGUAAGUGGAUUUCACGAUGGCCCUACUCAGAUUGCCGUUUUAAGGCACUUUUGUAGAAACGCAGUAUGCAAAGUGCUAAUGUGCUUACCUCCCCAUAUUCUGGAGUUAUGUCACUGUGUUGCACGGAGGGAAGGUGGGUGUAAAUUAUCUAUAUCUGGUGCUUGUACCAAAAUAAUUUGACAAAAUAAAGUACAAAUAAAGUUGCUUUACAGGUAAUGAA